AUGUCCGCAGAUCUGCUGGCAGAGUUCGGGCAGGCGCCUGCUCCAGACCAUAAGUCCGGACAUCAGCCAUCGCAAUACCAGAAAAGCCCAUUCUUCGAUGUCGGCGAGAACAUAGAUUUCUUCGGGUCAUCGGGAAGUGUUCAGCACAACAAACGUCCCAAUCCGACCCCGGGAGCAGUCAGUCAAUUUGCAACUCCAACAGCUUCGUGGCAGAGCCCUGGUCAUCAGGCAUUUGACAUUCCCAUGAAUCCACAUAGCGAUGUUUUAUUCGAUGCAGCAUUUGACACACCAGCAAGUGAUACAGACGACGACUGGGGUGAAUUUGAGGGCCCUGAAUCAAACACCCAAGAUGACCAAUCAACAGCUCUUCAGCAUUCAACGACAGCUACAUCUCGAAAACCAGAGUCUUGGCAAGAUGAUCUGCAGGGUUCUAAAGCCAUUGACUUGCUAGAUUCACUCUCAAUGCAAGAUUCCGCACCAGUUGUGGGACCUCCGUCGAAAAUUGCCAAAACGGACCGACAACUCGAACCUGGUAACAACCAAACCCAGGGGACAUGGGAGGAUGAUUCGUUUGGUGACUGGGGCGAUUUCGCCGAUGCACCUGCUAGCCAACCUCUCCCAAAAGUCUCUGAGAAGAAAAGCAAACCACCUACAAAACAACCUCUCAAGUCAAAUAAGCCGCCUGCAUCAACAUGGGAUGACGAGGCCUUUGACGACUGGGGUGACUUUUCAGACGGGCCCAGUGUGAAGCCCACUGUUAAGCCUGUGCCUAAAUCCAAGCCCACCUCACCACCGACAGCCCCUAACCCAGCUCCUAGUAGCUUUGUUUCUGGGACCACAGCCCCCGCAGCCACUGUCCGCCCAACAAAUAUUCCACCGCCAUCAGUCCUUCUCGAGUUAUUCUUAGAUGUGUUUGAGAAACUUCAGAAGGAGGCUGCACUCGCAAAAUCCCAGCUGCGAUCUUCGGCCCCACAGUCAUCGUCAAACACCCUUACAACGACAGCCUUAAAUAUUCACAACGUACUUCAGUCGGCCGCCCGCGUAAUUGCAGGGCGAGGUCUCCGGUGGAAACGUGACACAAUCCUUAGUCAAAGCAUGCGAAUCGGGCCUGCCCGUUCCGGCAAAGCCGGUGGUAUGAAACUUAACAGCGUGAACAAGCAAGAGAACAUCAAAGAAGAACAAGAUGCUGUUGAUGUGCUUACUACUUGGCGUGAACGGGCGGCGAUUUUCAACGCUGUUCUUCAAGCUGCAGGCCAGCGACCAAUCCCUACGGUGCCAGAUCCUAGUGCGCUUAAGGUUAUUACGGCGCGGGCGGACCAGGGCGCACUAAAGGCCUCCCAUCCAUGCGCACUCUGUUCUCUUAAGAGAGAUGAGCGGGUAUUACGAGUGGAUGAACAAAAUGUUCAAGAUAGCUUCGGAGAGUGGUGGACUGAGCAUUGGGGUCACACAGCAUGCAGACAAUUUUGGGAGAGGAAUCGAAAUUUGCUCGGCCAGCGUUGA
Penicillium egyptiacum is the source of this 1500-nucleotide messenger RNA. The record is from the annotation of a GenBank genome assembly. Lineage: Eukaryota; Fungi; Ascomycota; Eurotiomycetes; Eurotiales; Aspergillaceae.